Polypterus senegalus (gray bichir) is the source of this 2877-nucleotide messenger RNA. RefSeq names its product ArfGAP with FG repeats 1a (gene agfg1a). The coding region runs from base 407 to 2110 and encodes 567 amino acids. The record is from RefSeq and is a predicted model, not a curated record. NCBI's taxonomy places the organism in Eukaryota, Metazoa, Chordata, Cladistia, Polypteriformes, Polypteridae. The transcript has 15 exons. Gene Ontology annotation, molecular function: GTPase activator activity.
UACACUCUCGAUCUCUUUCGCAAGCUAACAUAAUGUAGGCGGUAGUUGUGCUGCCGCAGGGGGCGCUCGACUGCUCACGGAAGACGCCUUGGCGGUAGUGUGCGUCGCAGCCUCCUCUUGCCGCCGCGCCCCUUCUCCUUGUUCGUGGAAACUAGAGGCCGUUGAGAAUUCCGGCUCUUCUCAUUCAGUGGCCCAGUUCCCUCUCUGUUUUUCCGUUUCUGCUUGCAUACGUUAGAUUUCCGGUAGUUUUAACUGUUUAGUUUUGUAUUACUAUUUUCGUAGUUCAUCGGUGCCCAGGUUUCCGGCAAGAUCUGUUUCCUGACGUGAGGAUUUUUUUAAAUUUUGGGAGCCUACCCCUCUUCUCCACCCCUUUCCCUACGUUGUACAACACGGUCCGGCCUCGGCUAUGGCGGCGAGUGCGAAGCGAAAACAGGAGGAGAAGCACCUGAAGAUGCUUCGAGAAAUGACGAGCCUGCUCCCCAACAGAAAGUGCUUCGACUGUGACCAGCGCGGCCCGACCUACGCCAACAUGACCGUGGGCUCCUUCGUGUGUACCUCCUGCUCCGGCAUUCUACGAGGCCUCAAUCCACCACACAGAGUAAAGUCUAUUUCCAUGACAACCUUCACGCAACAGGAGAUAGAGUUACUGCAGAAACAUGGCAAUGAGGUAUGCAAGCAGAUUUGGCUAGGAUUGUAUGAUGAUAGAUCUUCUGCAAUUCCAGACUUUAGGGAACCCCAAAAAGUUAAAGAAUUUCUUCAAGAAAAAUAUGAAAAGAAAAGAUGGUAUGUUCCCCCGGAGCAAGCUAAGGUUGUAGCCUCUGUUCAUGCUUCGAUUUCGGGAUCUUCUGCUAGUAGUACAAGUAGUACACCUGAAGUACGGCCACUGAAAUCUCUUCUUGGUGAUUCUGCACCAGCACUGCAUUUAAAUAAGAGCACACCAAGUCAGUCUCCUGUAGUUAGCCGGGUCCAAGUACAACAUCAGCAACAGAUGGCUCAACAAUUUCAGCAGGAGAAAAAACAGUUUGACCUCCUCAGUGAUUUAGGAGGUGACAUCUUUGCAGCUCCAGCACCUCAGCCUGCCACCUCUGCAAACUUUGCAAACUUUGCACAUUUUAACAGUCACACAGCUCAGAGUAAUGCAAAUGCAGACUUUGCAAAUUUUGAUGCAUUUGGAAAUUCUAGUGCAUCGAGUAGUUUUGGAGGUUUCCCCACAGCGAGUCAGCCUUCUUUCCAGCCCCCGAUUACAGCGUUCAGAACGCUUUCAUCAAGCUGCAGCUUUGGUGAAUUUACUUCAGCUUUCCCUCUUCCAGCUGUACACAGGGCUGGUGGACAGGCGAGUAAUGUUAAUUCUGCUCCUGCUUUAGCACCCCCAAGCCAUCCGGCUUCUAUAGGAGGAGACCGAUAUGCAGCCUUAGCAGAGCUGGACAGUGUUUUCAGCUCAACUGCACCAACUAGUAAUGUCUAUAGUACAACUAGUAGUGUUAGCAGCAGUGUCUUUGGGACAGGAGCUACACAAGCACAGAGUCAGCAAGCAAUACCAAGCAUCCCUGCUGGAUUUGGAGGUAGGCUGGAAACCACCACAUCAACAAAUCCAUUCAUGGCACCAACAGUGGCUCCAGCUUCUGCUCCUACAAAUCCAUUCCAAACUAAUGGAAGAAUGCCCCCAACAGCAGCAGCAGCAGCAACAACAGGCCUUUUAGGAGCUCUGCACAGUCAAGUAUUUCCACAGGCACACUUUGCUACCUUUGGUACUGGUUCUCUGAGCAUGCCUGCUGGAUUUGGUGCAACAGCUACCUAUAAUCUUCCCACAAGCUUUAGUGGAACAUUUCAGCCACCGCCUUUCCCUGGACAGGCAGCCUUUACUCAACCUGCUACCUACUCUCAGCAACCAAAUGGUGCAGGAUUUGCAGCAUUUGGACAAAGUAAACCAGUUGUAACACCAUUUGGCCAAGCAAUGGCUAACCCAGGAGUGUCAAGUAAUCCUUUCAUGGUUCAAAAUGCCAAAAAAAAUGAAAAGGGCAUGAAGCAAAAGUUUGAGCAACCAACAUGGUCAGUACUUAGUAACACCCCCUUCGGCAGGAGCUCCAACAGGACAGUUCCCAGCUGGUAGUUCCUCAACAAAUCCAUUCUUAUAGCCCUUUUAAUUGUAUCUGAAUGAGUGGUUUCUCACCAUCUUUGCGCCUUUUGCACUGUUGUCUUGUUUCACGAACUUAGCUUUAAACACGAAAAAAGUCUAAAACUUGUAUUUUUUAUUAUAAUAAAAAACAAGGUCAUAAGUGCAGAAGUGGUGCAUUUUCUCCUUGACAUUCUUUAUUUGACCUGUGAACUGGCAAAAAAAGAAAAACAUAGCCAUAUCAUUUAUAUUAAAAUGGGCUAAUAUUAAGUUAUUGCAAUACCACAUUCAUAAUGCUGCAGUACUGUACAUAUCUUUCUUAGAACAUUAGCUAUUUGUGCAUAUCAGUAUUUGUAUCUUCUAACACAUGUAUGUAAUGUGCGAAUAUAACAGGGGGGUGGGCACACAUGGGCUCCUGAAGGUUAUUCUGGUUUUCUGUUUGAUUAAUUACUAAAAUCAUAUAGAGCAUUUAGUUAUGGACAAAAAUGAUUGUAUUUAGUUCCCAAGAUUAAACAAAAAGCUGAAGAGUUUUCUUUCGUUUUAAAAGGCACUUGUCCAAGUACAUAUUGAAAAUCUACAGCAUUUAAAAAUAAAUAAACAAAAAGUACCAGAAGGCUUAAGCCUUAUCAUGUGUUGUAGGUGGUAAAUAUGCAUUUAGAGUAAGCAAAAAUAGUAACUAAAAGGCCACCUGUGUUGGGAAUUACAAACCCAAAUACAUUAAAUGUGUAUAUAAAAUAUAUAUAUUAAAAUGAAUUUUAACUAAA